Apodemus sylvaticus (European woodmouse) is the source of this 2167-nucleotide messenger RNA. RefSeq names its product tribbles pseudokinase 3 (gene Trib3). The transcript is spliced from 4 exons. The record is from RefSeq and is a predicted model, not a curated record. Gene Ontology annotation, molecular function: ATP binding; protein kinase activity; mitogen-activated protein kinase kinase binding. Gene Ontology annotation, cellular component: nucleus. Bases 240 to 1304 code for a protein of 354 amino acids. Gene Ontology annotation, biological process: positive regulation of proteasomal ubiquitin-dependent protein catabolic process; regulation of MAP kinase activity; protein phosphorylation. Lineage: Eukaryota; Metazoa; Chordata; Mammalia; Rodentia; Muridae.
GCAAUCCCGGACCGCUGGGCGUCAGCAGCAGAUUAGCUCAGGUUUACAUCAGCCGGGCGGGGAUCAGAGCCCGUGUCCCGGUGCCGCGGCACUUUAGCAGCGGAAGCGGCUGCUGCUGAGUACGCGACGGCUGGGGUCUGGCACGGGCGUGCUGGGGACUCCGAGAUCUGCUCAGUUAGGCUGGCGGCGGUCCACGGGCGCGGGCGCAGGCGCAGGCGGCUCUGAGAGCCCAGGACAAGAUGCGAGCCACACCUCUGGCUGCUUCUGCCGAUGUUCCCUGCAGGAAGAAACCUUUGGAGUUUGAUGACAACAUUGAUGCUGAGUGUCCAGUCCUAAAACGAGUGAGAGAUGAGCCGGAGCCUGGACCACUCCCCAGCCUGCUGCCCCCCAGCCCACCUCCCGCCUCAGACUUGCCACCUGCUGUGGUGCCUGCAACCCGGCUGGGGUCCUAUAUCCUUUUGCAAAGAGAGCAAGGCAACUGCAGCUAUCGGGCCGUGCACUGCCCCACAGGCACAGAGUACACCUGCAAGGUAUAUCCCGCCAGUGAGGCCCAGGCGGUGCUGGCACCUUAUGCCCGGCUGCCCACCCACCAGCACGUGGCCCGUCCUGCGGAGGUCCUGCUGGGCUCUCAGUGCCUUUACACCUUUUUCGCGAAGACCCACGGGGACUUGCACAGCCUGGUGCGCAGCCGGCGCGGUAUCCCUGAGUCCGAGGCAGUUGCGCUUUUCCGACAGAUGGCUAGUGCGGUGGCGCACUGCCACAAGCACGGGCUUGUCUUGCGCGACCUCAAGUUGCGUCGCUUUGUCUUCAGCAACUGUGAGAGAACAAAGCUUGUGCUGGAGAACCUGGAGGACGCCUGUGUGAUGACUGGACCAGACGAUUCUCUGUGGGACAAGCAUGCGUGCCCUGCCUACGUGGGACCAGAGAUACUCAGCUCCCAGCCAUCCUACUCCGGCAAAGCAGCUGAUGUCUGGAGCCUGGGCGUGGCGCUCUUCACCAUGCUGGCUGGCCGAUACCCGUUCCAGGACUCUGAGCCAGCCCUGCUCUUUGGCAAGAUCCGUAGAGGGACCUUUGCCCUGCCUGAGGGCCUAUCAGCCCCAGCCCGCUGUCUGAUCCGCUGUCUCCUCCGCAAGGAGCCUUCAGAGCGACUCGUGGCCCUGGGAAUCCUGCUGCAUCCCUGGUUGAGAGAGGAUCACAGCAGAGUCGCUCCUUCAGAGUCUGACCAAAGGGAGAUGGACCAGGUGGUCCCAGAUGGGCCACAGCUGGAGGAGGCUGAGGAAGGGGAGGUGGGGUUUUAUGGCUAGGGCCACCUUCCCGGCUCCUCAGCUCCAAGAUAUGAGUUGAGUACCUGUGUACUCAACUUUCUCCUGCCUUUUUGGGCCAAGCUAAACCUUAAGUGCCUUUCUGGAGGAAGAAACAGCCAGUGUGCCUCAUGCAUUCCUGUGUGUACUGGGGUGACGCUCCCUGGGUGCCAAGCCCUGUUCUAGGUGCUAUGAACAGCAAAGAAAAAAGAGGGAGAAAUAUAUCUUGCUGGCCAAGUUGCCACAGUGCCACAUGCUCCCGGGCCAGCAUCUACCCCCUUGCCUUGGGCACAUUUUAUGCCGGGGCUGGUCUUUUCCAGGCUGAUGCUCAUGGGAUAGUCCCUUUUAUCAGUGCCCCAGCUGCCUUCUGUCUUGUGCCUUUAAACAAAAGAAACAUCUCUGUGCCAAAGACCAAAGUCCUCACUCACCCUGUGCCUCAGGACCACAAGUCAGGCCAGGCUGGGAUUGCGGCCUCCAGGCCAGAGAACCUGCUUGAAGACCUGGCUGCGGCAUUCGAGCCAAAAGGACAAGAUUUCAAUAAAGAAGCAUCUGACUCAAGGAAUAAUCUGGAAUAAGGAUCAGGUCUGUUUACCCUGGUAGGCUCCAGCUGGAGCACCAAAGGUGGAGGGGAAGGGCCAGGCAGGGACUGACCUACUGCCAUACAUUGAAUCUCAGGUCCGGACUGGAGAGAUGGCUCAGCGGUUAAGAGCACCGGCUGCUCUUCCAGAGGUCAUAAGUUCAAUUCUCAGCAACCACAUGAUGGCUCACAACUAUGUGUAAUGGAAUUUGAUGCCCUCUUCUUGUGUAUCUGAAGACAGCAACAGUGACAGUGUAUUCUCAUACCUAAAAUAAAUAAAUCUUAAAAA